AGCUUCUACAAAUCGGGAGAUAUUGGGUACUUUGACCGGUAAGGUUAUCUGUACGUGGUCGCUCGUAUCAAAGUUAUUAUCAAGUACAACGGCUUCAAGGUAUCACUGUUGGAGUUUGAGGCGAUAAUCGGAACUGUCGAGGGGUAAUGAUGGUUUGCGUGGUGGGAGUUCCGGUGGAGGACAAGUUUACGGAUUUGGUUACGGCGGUCAUCGAGCGUGUUGAAGGGUCCAAACUGACCGCGUAACAGGUGAUCAUUGUUGUUGAUGGUCGGACCAGCGAUUAAAAACGCUUACUUUGUGAGUGAAUUGCCAAAAUCGGCUUCGGGAAAAGAUUUGAGGAGGUUGAUAAGAGAUAUGAUUAGGAAGAAACGUGUGUAACGAGAAGGUUAAAAGGUAUUUCAUUUGUAAUUAAUCCCGCAAUAUUUUAUUUUGUGUUUUUUUUUAAUUAAUAAAGUUUUACAGGUUUGUAAACGAGUUUUUGAAGUGAAAUUUUUAUCAAAAAGUCAGCCUGAAUAAAGUUUUUUGUAGUUCUGUGUCUGUUCUAACUAAAACAAAUUAAACGUGUACAUAAACUGUGCAGAUAAAAGUCUAAAAUAGCUAUCCUGAUUCGUCCCAGAUGACUUCAAUAAAUGUAAUUGCUUGACUUUGAUUAUAUUUCAAAUCAUUCAAAUAGGUAACACUAUACAUCUCACUUCAUACAACACACUUUCAAAAAUAAAAACAAACCAGUUUCCCUUCAAAUAACGGUACCUGAUAAGAAAGUCUGUACAAAUGGUAUAAAUAGGAAGGCACGUUCAUCCCGGCCAAACGCAUCCCGUUAUCAACUGUAGCCACACUUAAAAACAAUCAGUCGCAUCCAGGCCCUUGAAGUGUUCACAGCGGGUGCCCCGGAAUUCGAACCAGCAACCAUGGCAAAGUACGAUCCCAAAGCCAAACUAUGGCGCGGUCCGGCCUGUCCAAGUGUCCGCAAUCCGGAGGCCAACUUGGGCCAAGUCGUGAUCGAUUGCUUGUCGCAGAAUCCCGCCAAAGUGAUCCAGAUCAAUGCGGAUGAUGGCGGUGAGAUGAGCUGCGCCGAGAUGAAAAGGAGGAUCGCCCGAGUUGUGCACCACUUGAGGCAGUUGGGAUUGCGGAAGGGGGACUUUGUAUCGCUGGCCUGUGGAAGCAGUGAAAAUGUGGUACCAGUGUUUAUUGGAUGUUUGUCGCUUGGGGUUGUAGUGAAUCCGUUGGCUCCGGUGUUCAGCAAGGAUGAUUAUGCGCACAUGAUGAAGAUGACGCAGUCCAAGGCGGUGUUCUGCGACGUAAUAAAUCGGGAAGUGGUUGAACAAGCCGUUGAAGAGGCUAUUAAGGUAAAACCGGCGAUGUUUGUGUUUGGGAACGCUGGCGGAAAUUGUAGGUCCGUUGAAGAUCUGUUGAGUCCGGUAGCUGGGGAAGAUUUCUUUAUACCAGAAUAUUUGGGAGAUUCAAAUCAACUUAUGGCUAUGGUACUGUGCUCAUCGGGAACAACUGGUCUCCCCAAGGGAGUCUGUCUGUCGCAUGCCAAUCUGAUCGAGGGAGACGUUUUUAGAGAGGCCCACAACUGCGGACCAAUCUUCAACUUCAGUGCCCUGUUCUGGGCAACUGGAAUGUUCGCCGUACUAACAUCGUUGUACUACACCAGAACACGUGUCCUAACAUCCAAACCCUUCAACGAGGAACUCCUCAUCGACAUCCUCACCAAGUACAAUAUAGAAGACGUGUUCACUCCGCCAGCGUACGUCGCCGUCCUGCAGAACUACCCGAACUUCAACCGCCUAUCCUUCCCCAGUAUCAAGCAGUGGACCAUGGGCGGUGCAAUGGUGACCCAACAGAUGAGCUCCAACCUGUCCAAGAAACUACCAAACGGCGUAGCCGGGCCUAUCUACGGAACCUCCGAAAUGGGCAUCAUCAGCCGAAUCCCGUUCGCUCCCGGUUCCGUAGGAACCCUGGUCCGCAACAUCGAAGUAAAAAUCGUCGACGACGACGGUCACCGACUGGGACCAAACCAAAAAGGAGAGAUCAGAUUGAAGCACAAACACCCGAUGCUCGGCUAUCUGUACAACGCGGACGCAACGCUAGCCGCGUUCGACGAGGAAGACUUUUUCAAAUCGGGUGACGUCGGAUAUUUCGACUCGGACGGCUACCUCUACGUGAUCGAUCGCAUCAAGGACAUCAUCAAGUUCAACAACUACCAGAUUUCCCCAUCGGAUUUGGAAACGAUCAUCGAGAAGAUCGACGGAGUGAAGCUGGUUUGCGUGGUAGGAGUUCCGCUUGCGGAUAAGUCCGGGGAUUUGGCCACCGCGGUUAUCGAGCGUAACGAGGGAGCUAAGCUGACGGAGCAGGAGGUUGUUGGCUUCGUCGAUGGGCAGGUCAGCGAUUUCAAGAGGUUACGUGGCGGAGUUCGGUUUGUGGAUGAGCUGCCAAAGUCGGCUGCAGGUAAGGUGCUGCGAAGGGUGGUCAAGGAGAUGGUUUUGAAAGAGGAGGAGAAGAGUGAUCGUUAGUAUUAAGAUGUAUAUUAACAUAUUUUACCAGGUAGUUUGAUUGUAAAAGUUGUACGUGAAAUAAGUAUUUUUUGCAAAUUAAAUCUUGGGGUUUCAUAUUACAGUCCAGACUCGAUUAUCCGAAGGCCUUGGCAAAAUUUCACUUCGGAUAAUCGAAACUUCGGAAAUCGAAUCACGAAAAAAACUUUUUUUUUUCGUUUUCUUAUUUUUGAUGACCCUUAAACUACUCAGAAGAGAUUUAGAACUUUUAAAACCAAAAUGGCGGCCAAAAUAGCGUAAUGAAAUAUUGAAAAAAUGCAUUUUUUAUUUUACUUGCAAUCAUCCAUUCAAAUUUGACUAAAAUUUGGUCACAGAACUCGAAUUUAAUGUUUAAAGUAAGAAAAUAAAAAAAAACAAUUUUUUUUUUGUUCGUGAUUCGAUUAUCCGAAGUCCCAAACAAACCUUCGGUUAAUCGAACUUCGAAUAAUCGAAAUUUUGGAUAAUCGAGGUGUCGGAUAAUCGAGUCUGGACAGUAUUCUUAAAUGGUAUUUUGGCAAUGAUUUAACGUAUUUGAUAUUUAACAAAAAAAAAAUCAGCUAAAGUCAGUUUUCAGUAAACAUCAAGUACCUUGAAAUUUUAUAUGUUUCAGUAAUUUACAAAUUAAUUUUUCAAAAAGAUCUAUUUAAGACCAUUUAAUUGCUUCUCAGACCAAAAAAUAAAACAAUAUUUUUUAAAGGAUUCACUUCAACAAAUCAUAACUUAAUCAUCAAAGCUGAAAUCGUAAAAUUUUAUUUUUAUCAAAUUUCUUGCCCGUUUCAACAUUGAUGAACACAUUUUAGAUAACUUAUAAUUAGCUCAGUACAAUCUGUAAAGUUUUGCACCCCCCAUCAAGGCGUCAUCCAUAAAGUAUGUCACGCAAAAAUCGGCCAAAAUUAACCCCCCCUCCCCCCUAUGUCACACUUUGUCACACAAGGUUGAACCCCCCAUUAACAAGUACGUCACAUUUUGGCAGACCCCCCCUUGUUUUCGAUGGGAUUUUUUAUAUUUUUAAACUCUCAUAAUUUUGGUAUUUUUUGCAAUUUUAAUAUGAAAAAAUAAGUAAAAUUAUUAAACUGUUUUUCACAGCUUUGUAUCUAAUAAGUUCAAACCAUUUAUAGCAGUUUUCUUAUGAACACCCUGCUUUCAAAAGCAUUUAUUUUUAUCAAGCAAGAAUUUGCAAAAUAUUGUAGUUCCAGCUGAAAAAAAUAUGACUAUAUAAUAAAUUAUAAUGUGAUACGUCAUCAGGGGUGACAUUGGGUCUGGGGGGUGAGUUUGGGUCAUACAAAAAUGCAGAAAUUUGUAUAACCCAAUCUCACCCCCCAGACCCAAUGUCUCCCCUUAUGACGGUGCUUCUAAAUAUUAGUAAGUGUGUGGUGUAGAUCACCCUAUUGUGGUGUAAUUGAGCGCACUCCACUGAGUUCCCCUUUGUCCAGCCCUGCAAUGACAGAUCAAACCUGAUCGGUGAGAGCCACUCACACAGGCAAGAGUUCCGGGCAGACUCUUCCUCCUUCUUCGGCUGACAGUUGGACCAAUCGGACGUGAGCCCACACUCCGCGCAGCGACUAACCUCGGCAGACGAUUCCCGAUAGGAAUGUCGGAUCACACAUUGGCGACCGUGACGGAGUUGUAAUUUUAUUUACAACUUCAAGAACCUGUGGGGAAUCGUCUGCUGAGGAGGAUUUUCAUCGAUUUUGGUUUUCAUGGGUAAGCAAAGUGAGAUAACUGUUGAAGUUGCCGGAGAGUGGCGAGAGUUUUUGUGUGUGAAGCAAGUGUGAGUGUGUGGUUGCUUGAAGGUGGAUUUGGCGGACGUCAAAAUGUUUGCAAAGUGCGGUGGAGUUUGCGAGCCUUGACAACACAAUCGCGUGGGGCACGGUGGGUCAAAUGGGCCCGCCGUGGUAAAUAGCCUGGAAGGCCGCGAUUAGUUGCAAAAAAGAAAAGAGUCGCGUUGGGCACGGUGGGUCAAAUGGACCCGCCGUGGUAAAUAGCCUGGAAGGCCGCGAUCAGUUACAAAAAAGAAAAGAGUCGCGUUGGGCACGGUGGGUCAAAUGGACCCGCCGUGGUAAAUAGCCUGGAAGGCCGCGAUCAGUUGCAAAAAAGAAAAGAGUCGCGUUGGGCACGGUGGGUCAAAUGGGCCCGCCGUGGUAAAUAGCCUGGAAGGCCGCGAUUAGUUGCAAAAAAAGAAAAGAGUCGCGUUGGGCACGGUGGGUCAAAUGGGCCCGCCGUGGUAAAUAGCCUGGAAGGCCGCGAUCAGUUGCAAAAAAGAAAAGAGUCGCGUUGGGCACGGUGGGUCAAAUGGGCCCGCCGUGGUAAAUAGCCUGGAAGGCCGCGAUUAGUUGCAAAAAAAGAAAAGAGUCGCGUUGGGCACGGUGGGUCAAAUGGGCCCGCCGUGGUAAAUAGCCUGGAAGGCCGCGAUUAGUUGCAAAAAAGAAAAGAGUCGCGUUGGGCACGGUGGGUCAAAUGGGCCCGCCGUGGUAAAUAGCCUGGAAGGCCGCGAUCAGUUGCAAAAAAGAAAAGAGUCGCGUUGGGCACGGUGGGUCAAAUGGGCCCGCCGUGGUAAAUAGCCUGGAAGGCCGCGAUCAGUUGCAAAAAAGAAAAGAGUCGCGUUGGGCACGGUGGGUCAAAUGGGCCCGCCGUGGUAAAUAGCCUGGAAGGCCGCGAUUAGUUGCAAAAAAGAAAAGAGUCGCGUUGGGCACGGUGGGUCAAAUGGACCCGCCGUGGUAAAUAGCCUGGAAGGCCGCGAUCAGUUGCAAAAAAGAAAAGAGUCGCGUUGGGCACGGUGGGUCAAAUGGGCCCGCCGUGGUAAAUAGCCUGGAAGGCCGCGAUCAGUUGCAAAAAAGAAAAGAGUCGCGUUGGGCACGGUGGGUCAAAUGGGCCCGCCGUGGUAAAUAGCCUGGAAGGCCGCGAUUAGUUGCAAAAAAAGAAAAGAGUCGCGUUGGGCACGGUGGGUCAAAUGGACCUGCCGUGGUAAAUAGCCUGAAAGGCCGCGAUCAGUUGCAAAAAAGAAAAGAGUCGCGUUGGGCACGGUGGGUCAAAUGGGCCCGCCGUGGUAAAUAGCCUGGAAGGCCGCGAUUAGUUGCAAAAAAGAAAAGAGUCGCGUUGGGCACGGUGGGUCAAAUGGGCCCGCCGUGGUAAAUAGCCUGGAAGGCCGCGAUUAGUUGCAAAAAGGAAAGAGUCGCGUUGGGCACGGUGGGUCAAAUGGACCCGCCGUGGUAAAUAGCCUGGAAGGCCGCGAUCAGUUGCAAAAAAGAAAAGAGUCGCGUUGGGCACGGUGGGUCAAAUGGGCCCGCCGUGGUAAAUAGCCUGGAAGGCCGCGAUCAGUUGCAAAAAAAGGAAAGAGUCGCGUUGGGCACGGUGGGUCAAAUGGACCCGCCGUGGUAAAUAGCCUGGAAGGUCGCGAUUGAUCAUAAUGGUGAAUAUAAAAGCUUUGAGUUGAUUAAUUCCUGUUAAAGGAGAGCAGCUCGUCGGAUAAUAAUACAUAGAGUAUAUAGAGCAAAUCUUAUUAGAAGCGAGAAAAGUUACGAUUUAUUUUUGAUAGCAGAAACAUACGAACAUGUUGUUCAACUUGUUCAAGAUGUGUGAGUAUGAGGUGCCUGUCCGAUGGUGCUAAAUCUCCAACUGAAAGUCUCAUCUUGAUGGAGAAAAAGGGCCCGCUGGAUUGCCCUGGGAAUGUCCGAAUUCGCUGAGAACGGAAAUUAUGGAGAUGUACGCGAGACUGCGGUUUCUAGUAGAACGGCUAGUCAGAAACCGUAGGUUCAAGAACCUACUAAUAGACCGGAUUGCAGAGGACCAGCUGGAGCACGUAAAGGACAAGCGGAUGCGGAUAGUAAAAGAUAUUUGGGAAACAUUUAUGCGCUCCUCCUCCAGUUAGAAGGUUCUACGGGAGUAAAGUGUGGCCGACGUUAAGAUGGAACGGAGAAUUGACGGAGAACGUCUGCUGGCGCAUCCUGGAUCGUUCAACGCGCUGGUUACCGAUCGAGCCCUUUUGGAGAACGUUAAAAAACGCCUGCUUGACGAGGAGGGAAAAGGACAACCGAGCUUAAUAGACGACUCUGGUCUCUCUUCAA
Culex pipiens pallens (northern house mosquito) is the source of this 6598-nucleotide messenger RNA. RefSeq lists its product as uncharacterized. Gene Ontology annotation, biological process: fatty-acyl-CoA biosynthetic process; long-chain fatty acid metabolic process. The coding region runs from base 909 to 2516 and encodes 535 amino acids. Gene Ontology annotation, molecular function: long-chain fatty acid-CoA ligase activity. NCBI's taxonomy places the organism in Eukaryota, Metazoa, Arthropoda, Insecta, Diptera, Culicidae. The record is from RefSeq and is a predicted model, not a curated record. The transcript is spliced from 2 exons.